GAUUCGCAGUGACUCUUCCUUUACUCCUUCCUUCUCUUUCAAUCUCUAGGCGGUAUCGUACACCCAACGCCCUCUAAAUCAACGGCGAGAUCAAGGAGGUGUUGUGAAUGCUGGGAAUCUCGACCGACGUUGAACAUCGGAGUUUGAUGCUUUCCCUCCGCGAUCUUCACCGGAAGGGAAGCUCACUCGUUUUCGCUUUUGGCUCCUGCAGGCGAGGCUGGUACUAUCGUUGCCUCGACCUCGACCCUUGAAUUCUAACAUAUUAAUCCGUAUAGGCUUUCGGAGGCAAGAAGAGAAACGUUUCUUCUUUCUUUGUUUUGGUUGAGUGGAGAGGGAGAGGGAGAGAAUGCUGAUCCAUAACAGCAACAAGCAGAAGAAGAGCCAGGGCGCGAAGGGUAACGUGAGCAGGCUGCUGAUCAGCAUCAACGUGAUGGGGAGCCCUGGGCCGAUCCGGUUCGUGGUGAGCGAGGAUGAGCUGGUGAGCUCAGUCAUCGACACGGCCUUGCGAACCUAUGCUCGCCAGGGUCGCCUCCCGAUUCUCGGGUCCGACCCCGGCGACUUCCUGCUCUACUGUGCCAACGCCGAAUCAGACGCUCUGAGUCCAUGGGAGACAAUCGGAUCGCAGGGGGCUCGAAAUUUUCUCCUGUGGAAGAAGCAGAAGGCGGAGGAGGCGGAUGAGGGAAGCCCGCCCUCGGCAAUCGGUCGGAAGGGGAGUGGCUGGAAGGCGUGGAUUAAUAAGUCCCUCAAUCUCAAGAUUCCUUCGCAUUAGUCACCAAAUGACAAUAUUUUCAGCUCUGCGUGUCCAUAAAUUUGCAGUUUCUGUCCAUAAAUUCACAUUUAUUUCCUGAAUUUGUGCUUUCGAUUUGCAGUUGUGUACAUAUUCGUUAUGCUAUUAUAGAAACUCAGUCCAAAAGUGCGAGGAUCAA
Messenger RNA from Eucalyptus grandis, 926 nucleotides. RefSeq lists its product as uncharacterized. Lineage: Eukaryota; Viridiplantae; Streptophyta; Magnoliopsida; Myrtales; Myrtaceae. The record is from RefSeq and is a predicted model, not a curated record. The transcript has 2 exons. Bases 347 to 769 code for a protein of 140 amino acids.